GUGGCUAGGGGACGCCAAGUCUGUCCCUGGGCCGGAGAAAAGGCGGCAGGCGACGGGCAGAGGGGGUCGUGAAGUUAGCUACGGAUCGGCCCAAGGCGGCGCGGUUGGAGAGGUCCCCUCCGAGUGACACGCCCCCACCCGCCGCGGUCUAAGUGGUUCAGCCCGAGAAUUCUUCAUUCAUAAAAAAGAAAAGACUCCGCGCGGGCGAAGAGUGAGUCAGAACCCCAGCCACCGCCGCGGACCCCAACGGAGCCGCCAGCCAAGGGCAUGUACCGAGACUUCGGGGACCCGGGACCCAGCUCCGGGCCGGGCAGCGCGUACGGAGGCCCCGCGCAGCCCUCGGCGGCUACGCAGGCGACCCAGCAGCAGAAGUUCCACCUUGUGCCAAGUGUCAACGCUGUGAGUGGCAGCCAGGAAUUACAGUGGAUGGUGCAGCCUCACUUCCUGGGCCCCAGCGGCUAUCCCCGACCUCUGGCCUACCCCCAGUACACCCCCCCACAGCCCCGGCCAGGAGUCAUACGAACCCUGGGGCCACCUCCAGGAGUACGUCGAAGGGCCUGUGAACAGAUCAGCCCAGAGGAGGAGGAGCGCCGUCGAGUGAGGCGGGAACGCAACAAGCUGGCCGCUGCCAAGUGCAGGAACCGAAGGAAGGAACUGACCGACUUCCUGCAGGCGGAGACAGACAAAUUGGAGGAUGAGAAAUCUGGGCUGCAGCGAGAGAUCGAGGAGCUGCAGAAGCAGAAGGAGCGCCUUGAGCUGGUGCUGGAGGCCCAUCGCCCCAUCUGCAAAAUCCCAGAAGGAGACAAAAAGGACAGAGGGGCUACCAGCAGUGCCAGCCACCCCAGCAGCCCUCCAGCCCCCUGCCGCCCUGUCCCGUGUAUCUCUCUUUCUCCAGGCUCUGUACUUGAACCUGAGGCAUUGCACACCCCCACCCUCAUGACCACACCCUCGCUGACUCCUUUUACUCCCACCCUGGUUUUCACCUAUCCUAGCACACCAGAGCCUUGUGCCUCAGCUCAUCGAAAGAGCAGCAGCAGCAGCGGGGACCCCUCCUCUGACCCUCUAGGAUCCCCCACACUCCUUGCCUUGUGAGGCACACACCACACCCCUUGUAGGUGCUACCUUCCCUAGCCAUCUCCUUUCUCCCGUGGAUCCAGCUGGCCUGGACCAUAUACCGUACCAUGCCCAAAGCCAGCAAGGUCCCUUAUCUCUCCAGACGAGAGACAACCCAUUAUGCUUUGAUGUAUAUAGCCAGCUUCAGCGGAAGUGGCCGAAGCUGCUCUUGCUUCUCUGGAGCUGGCCUAACACAAUUUACGGAAAAUCAGACAAAAAUAUUUCUCCUUUAUGCCUGAGAAAUCCUGGCAGCCCAAAGACUUUGUAGAUCCUUAGAGGUCCCCUGGAGCCCUAACUCCCUGCAGACCACCAUCACCCUCUCUUCCUGGGAUCCAGCCAACCCUAACUCUCCGACAGAAGGUGGCCUUUUACUAGCCUAGAACACUAACACAGCUCCCACUCCAGCAGCACCAUGAUUGGACCAGGGCGUUCUGCAGGCUCCUCCUGAACGGCGCCAGCUCAGGAGGUGCCAGAGGCAUCUGUGAUGAGCUGAGCUCCGAUCUCCAGCUCUGAGAAGCCUUUUAGCUCCAGAGAAUCCAAGCCGCCACAGCGAGGGAAGCUGCUAUUUAUUUUCCUAAAGAGGUUAUUUUUAUACAAAUCGUCCAAAAUGGAAUAAAAGGCUUGAAGCUCUA
Nannospalax galili (Upper Galilee mountains blind mole rat) is the source of this 1745-nucleotide messenger RNA. It is a transcript of the gene Fosl1, whose product is annotated as FOS like 1, AP-1 transcription factor subunit. Gene Ontology annotation, biological process: regulation of transcription by RNA polymerase II. The transcript is spliced from 4 exons. Gene Ontology annotation, molecular function: DNA-binding transcription factor activity, RNA polymerase II-specific; RNA polymerase II cis-regulatory region sequence-specific DNA binding. The record is from RefSeq and is a predicted model, not a curated record. Lineage: Eukaryota; Metazoa; Chordata; Mammalia; Rodentia; Spalacidae. Gene Ontology annotation, cellular component: nucleus. Bases 268 to 1092 code for a protein of 274 amino acids.